AUGUCCAUCUCGCAACCUCAGGUCGCCCCACCCGCAACCGGGGCACCAGCCGCGUCUUCAAAUCCACAGGACUAUAUAUCCCAGUCCCCAGUAAUACCAUCGGAAUCAGUUACCAGACCGAGUGCGAACACCAAUGCGAAUGUGAACCAAGACACGCCGAUCGUCCCUGCGGGUACUCCCUCACCCGAUCCGAAUACGAUACCUACUGCAGCCGCAGCUGAUGAACCACUCUCCUUAAACGACAAGCUCAAUGCUGGCGAUCGAUACUGGAAAUUCAAGUUCGCCAUCAUGACCGUUAUCAUCAUAACUGGCUUGGUCGGCAUUGGCUGUUUUGCGUGGCUCAUGACCACGCGUACCGGGGUCUCUGAUUACUACAUCCUCGAUUCGUACUGGGCUCUAUGGCCGAGUCUGAUCUCCUGGUCUAUCUCCAUCGCCUGGUGCCUCAUCUGCAUCAUUGUCUUCAUCGUGCGGAAACGCACCGUGCAUCCCGGUGUUCGCGUGUCAAUGGAACUACUCCUCUGGCUAGCCUUCAUCGUCACUGCGCUUUUUGCGCUGUUGUCCCUCCAGAACAUCAUGGAUUACGGCAUAUAUGGUGGCCCUGAUGAAUGGGGCUACGACUACUCUAGCUCCAGCUCUCAUGGCGAUUACGUCUUAGCGGCCAACAACACGUGGGUCUGGCAGGAAGAUACCAGCUACAUCACCAGUCCCCGCGAUUGCACCAGCCGAUACAGCGUUUUCUCCGAGAUGAACUUUAAGGAUUGCGCCGAGCAGGAUGCCUUCGUCAACAAGCUUUGGGCCGAGAAACCACAGCGCGCCAGAGUCAACCUGACGGGCGUCGUAUGCCAGUUCUUCGGCCUAGUCCUGCACUUCGUCCUUUUCGUCUGGGCCUGCGUCGACACGCACCGUCGCAAUCGCACCAAAGUAAGCAAGGACGCUGAGAAACUCGCGGCGGGAAUCGUACAGACGAUGAUUGGCAAUGGUGCCAUCAUACCCCCACCGGGACAGGCACACGUGCAGCCGAGCAUGGGGCAGAGGAUGUACUAUCAGGUUCCUCCGCAGGGAUAUACGGUUCAGCACAUGUAUAUGCAGCAGGCGCCGGGACAGCAGCAGUUUGCGACGCCCCAGCAGAUGGGGCAGCAGGGAUAUAUGGUGCCGAUGCAGUAUCAUUCUGGACAGCAGGGUGCCAAUGCUCCAGGUGUUGGUAUUGCGGGACCGAGCAGUGAAAAGGGUACUGGACCGCGGUAUGCGUGA
Messenger RNA from Bipolaris oryzae ATCC 44560, 1251 nucleotides. RefSeq lists its product as uncharacterized. The record is from RefSeq and is a predicted model, not a curated record. Bases 1 to 1251 code for a protein of 416 amino acids. The transcript has a single exon. NCBI's taxonomy places the organism in Eukaryota, Fungi, Ascomycota, Dothideomycetes, Pleosporales, Pleosporaceae.